UGGAAGAAGCUCGAUAUAGCAGAAAGGCAGACAGCACACUGAAGUUCUGUCACCAUGGGGAACUGGGCUGUGAAUGAGGGCCUCUCCAUCUUUGUCAUUCUGAUGUGGCUGGGGAUGAAUGUCUUCCUCUUUGUCUAUUACUACAAGGUUUAUGAUGAUGAAGACAAGUACUUUUACACUAGAAAACUUCUUGGGAAAGCUCUGGCUUUGGCCAGGGCCCCUGCAGCCUGCCUAAAUUUCAACUGCAUGCUGAUCCUGCUGCCAGUGUGUCGAAAUCUGCUCUCUUUCCUCAGAGGUUCCAGUGCGUGCUGCUCAACAAGAAUUCGAAGACAACUGGAUAGGAACCUCACUUUUCAUAAAAUGGUGGCAUGGAUGAUAGCACUUCACACCGCCAUUCAUACUAUUGCACAUCUAUUCAAUGUGGAGUGGUGUGUGGAUGCUCGAGUCAACAAUUCUGAUCCUUAUUCAAUAGCACUCUCUGAUAUUGGAGACAAAGAGAAUGAAGAUUAUCUCAAUUUUGCUCGAAAAAGAAUCAAGAACCCUGAAGGAGGCCUAUAUGUGGCUGUGACUCGGUUGGCAGGAAUCACUGGAAUUGUUAUCACACUUUGCCUCAUAUUAAUUAUCACCUCCUCCACAAAAACCAUCCGGAGGUCUUACUUUGAAGUGUUUUGGUACACACACCAUCUCUUUGUGAUCUUCUUCAUCGGUCUUGCCAUCCAUGGAGCUGAAAAAAUUGUACGUGGGCAGACUACACAGAGUUUGAAAGCACACAAUAUAACCAUAUGUAAUCAAAAUAUCUCACAGUGGGGAAAAAUAGAGAACUGCCCAGUCCCAAAGUUUUCUGGGAACCCUCCUAUGACUUGGAAAUGGAUAGUAGGUCCCAUGUUCCUGUAUCUCUGUGAGAGGUUGGUCCGGUUUUGGCGAUCUCAACAGAAGGUUGUCAUCACCAAGGUGGUCACUCACCCUUUCAAAACCAUUGAGCUACAGAUGAAGAAAAAAGGAUUCAAGAUGGAAGUGGGACAGUACAUUUUUGUCAAGUGUCCCAAGGUGUCUAAGCUGGAGUGGCACCCUUUCACACUGACCUCCGCCCCUGAGGAAGAUUUUUUCAGCAUCCAUAUCCGCAUUGUUGGAGACUGGACAGAGGGGCUCUUCAAUGCUUGUGGCUGUGAUAAGCAGGAGUUUCAAGACGCCUGGAAACUACCCAAGAUAGCGGUGGAUGGGCCCUUUGGCACAGCCAGCGAAGAUGUGUUCAGCUAUGAGGUGGUGAUGUUAGUGGGAGCAGGGAUUGGGGUCACACCUUUCGCAUCCAUUCUCAAAUCGGUCUGGUACAAAUAUUGCAAUAAUGCCACCAAUUUGAAGCUCAAAAAGAUCUACUUCUACUGGCUGUGCCGGGACACACAUGCCUUUGAAUGGUUUGCAGACCUGCUACAGCUGUUGGAGACCCAGAUGCAGGAAAGGAACAAUGCUGAUUUCCUCAGCUACAACAUCUACCUUACUGGCUGGGAUGAGUCUCAGGCCAAUCACUUUGCUGUUCACCAUGAUGAGGAGAAAGAUGUGAUCACAGGCCUGAAACAAAAGACUUUGUAUGGACGGCCCAACUGGGAUAAUGAGUUCAAGACAAUUGCGAGUCAACACCCUAAUACCAGAAUAGGAGUUUUCCUCUGUGGACCUGAAGCCUUGGCUGAAACCCUCAAUAAACAGAGCAUCUCCAACUCCGAUUCUGGCCCUCGGGGAGUGCAUUUUAUUUUCAACAAGGAGAACUUCUAACUCAUCUCUGCCACAAGGAAAAAUCUGAUUAUGCUACCAAGUGACCAAAUAUAGCUGAUUGAUAAUAUAAACUCUCUCCUUCAAAAAAAAAAAGCAAGAAAGAAAGGAGGAAAAGAAACUAUAAUGUCAUAUUUCCCUUGAAAGAUUGUUUGCAAAUGAUGUGUUAUGUUUAUAUGAGUUUUAUGUUUUUCAGAGCACUUCUACAAACAUCAUUUCAUUUUUCAUCUCUGUAGUGCCAGUGAAAGGAAGGGCAAGGACUUCUGGACUCAUUUUUUAGGACAGGAAAAUGGUGGCUCUAAAAGAUUUUUGUCUCAAAAAGUGGCUUCCUUAAGACUAUGACCCUGAGACCAGAUCUUGACCAUUGGACUCCAGGUUUGCUCUUCUUCCCACACCAAUCUGUUUUGAAAAUCAGCUUUUAUAGUCCCCCAAAAGAAGAUGUAAGCUAAAAAGUAGCUGCUCAUUUUCCAUUUCGUGUCAUCUUGGUUAUUAUCCUUAUAUUGAGGGAUAUUUUCAAGAUAGGAGCUAAUAUAGGCUGAGAGUGAUUUAACACCUACUAGUGUCAGCAUUGACACCUCAGCACAUCCCAGCUUACCAACACAGCAGCCUAACAAGAUCCAAGAUUCUUCCCACCAAUUAAUAUUACAAGGAUUGGAGUUUAUUCAGUACUCAGCAUUUACCAUGGUGCUUGGCACAGAGUGGAUACUCAACAACAAUUUGUUGAAUGAAUGAAUAAAAAAGUUCAGAACCAAACACUGUCAGAAUAGAGCUAAUUGAAAACAUUACACAGAAUUAUCUGAGGAAAUGACUUCUGUUACUCUUACAGACCAAAGAAUCCUUACUCUCCUGAGGGUAGAGAAUGGGUUAAGGAUAACAACCUAUAUGAUGGCCUGCAAGGUUCCUCAUAUUCGUAUUUGAAGCAUGAAGGAAUGAGGGAUGAAGGCAGGAAAUGAAUUUCCUGUCAUAAAUCUGGCUGACUCCUCUAGUCCUCCUCCCUGUUCUAUGAAAGAAAGCACACUAGUUUACUGCCAGAAAUAGUCUCCUCCAGCCAGGCCUUGCAAAUUUAGAACUUUGGAAUUAUGACAAACAUGUGUCUGAUAAUGCACAUCUGGCUUAUAUAGAUCCCACCCCUUUUUCCCCAUAAAUACAGAAGUGGAUCUUAAAUAUGUGACUAAUGGUUUAUUUUUAUUAUUAUGUCAUCAUCACCACCACCACCACUAUCUUCCUAAAACAUCCUAGAAACUAAAAUCUCCAGUUAACUAUGUUGAUAUUGAAUUCACAACCAAUAGAAUGUUCUGGAUAACCAUGAGUUCAAGACAAGAGUCUUUAAAUCACUGUUAAUGUGGACAGAAACAGUUCUUUCUUUCUUUUUUUUUGAUAACUACUGCCAUUGCUGGGAAGUGAAAAAUAGCUUUAGGGAAGGAAGGAGAGGAAGAAAUCAGGAGAGUGAGAGAAAGCAAAACUACAGAAGGGAAAAGUAGGGGAAGGGGGUCUCAUGUUGGUUAUUUUCUACCCCAGAUUUCUUAGCUUUGUAUGUAUUGCAUGUAAUUGAAGAAGGAGUACACAGAUUUAUCUUAUUUUGAUUAAAUAUAGUAUCAAAUCUUUUGUAUUCUGGUCACAAAUUUUGAUUCUGAGUGAGUAUAUUCAGGGGACUGGGACAAACGGAGAACUCAAUUGUUUCUUGCCAUAUCACUGUUCCUUUGAUCCCCCAGGAUCUUCAGAGCAUUGAGAAUCAGUUCUCACAAAUAAAGCCCUCCAGGGUGUGUAAAUGUCCCCUCUCAGAAAUGUGCAGGAAAGUUUCCACUUGGAGAAAGUGAGGUCUAACCUGUUCUGUUGCACCCCAGGUAUUAGUUCAUUCAUUCAACAAAUAUUUAUUAUUCUAUUAUGAUGACUCAGGAGCAGUGUGCAUAGUUUCAAAUGCUUUAUACCAAAGUAUGAACAGGAGGGCAAAUCUCAGUUAUAUGGAGUCCAAGAAUAUUGCCCCUGUCUAACCUAGGUGACAUAAGCAAAGCCAGCUCUUGCUCAAAGGAUGUUGCUCCAGCAUUUUACACCUUUGAAACCAAAAUAGCAACAUAGAGAGGUCUGUCCUAUAUUAUUCUGGUCAUGAGAUGAAAAAUCAGUGAAAAAGUGCUUGUCAUUAUGAGAGCUUCCUUCUUUGUCCUCCCAAGCUUCUAGCCACCAGUUAUCAGUUGUUGCCAGCGCAGCUUUUUUUUAAAGUUUGGUACUUAACAUUUAGGAAAUAGGUAUUUUAGAAAAGAAUAAUGAAGCAACUUUUUUAAUCUCAAGGCUACUAAGGCUUUUCUUAGUUUUCCUGCUUUUGCAAUAUUGUGUUUAUAAAAUUUAAAUAGUUUCAGGCUUUGAAUGUCCAUAGUUUAUAGGGGGGUCUGGGAGAUAAUUCCUAGGAAGAACUUUUAAAAUUGUGCUUAAACAUUAAAAGUAAUGGGCACUCACCA
Heterocephalus glaber (naked mole-rat) is the source of this 4217-nucleotide messenger RNA. RefSeq names its product cytochrome b-245 beta chain (gene Cybb). The record is from RefSeq and is a predicted model, not a curated record. Gene Ontology annotation, biological process: superoxide anion generation; defense response. NCBI's taxonomy places the organism in Eukaryota, Metazoa, Chordata, Mammalia, Rodentia, Bathyergidae. Gene Ontology annotation, molecular function: superoxide-generating NAD(P)H oxidase activity. Gene Ontology annotation, cellular component: NADPH oxidase complex; plasma membrane.